AUGGAAGACGAUGAUCAUCACCGGGGACCCGAAAUUAGCCCCCUAUUUAUCGGCCUCGUCGGGAUUCUCGCCGGUGCCAUCAUAGUCGCAACACUACAUUGCGUCACUAUGAGUUGGUGCAGACUAAGACAAUCAUCAAAUUCAACAAACCAACCCCAAAUUGCUAGAAUUAAUCGUCGAGUAGAGGCUCCUAGUAGCAGUACUAGCACAAACAGUUCAUCAACUGUGAACCUAAUCACAGUGUAUAGAUAUAGCAAAGAGUGUAGAGAGAGCAGCACAUGUGCGGUGUGCUUGAGUGAGUUCACGGAAGGCGAGGAGGUGCGCGUGCUGCCAGAAUGCGCCCACCAAUUUCAUGCGCUGUGUGUUGAAAUGUGGCUCUUUUCGCACCCAAGUUGCCCGCUUUGUCGGGCUAAGACUACGGCUCUGCAGCAGCAUGUGGUGGUGUCCUUGCCGGAUCCACCACCGGAGCUUUCGAGGAUGCCAGAUUUUGGUGGUUGA
This is a messenger RNA of Cornus florida, 498 nucleotides long. RefSeq names its product RING-H2 finger protein ATL51-like. The coding region runs from base 1 to 498 and encodes 165 amino acids. Gene Ontology annotation, biological process: protein ubiquitination. The record is from RefSeq and is a predicted model, not a curated record. NCBI's taxonomy places the organism in Eukaryota, Viridiplantae, Streptophyta, Magnoliopsida, Cornales, Cornaceae. The transcript has a single exon.